This is a messenger RNA of Diaporthe batatas, 1332 nucleotides long. RefSeq lists its product as uncharacterized. The record is from RefSeq and is a predicted model, not a curated record. NCBI's taxonomy places the organism in Eukaryota, Fungi, Ascomycota, Sordariomycetes, Diaporthales, Diaporthaceae. Gene Ontology annotation, biological process: unsaturated fatty acid biosynthetic process. The transcript is spliced from 5 exons. Gene Ontology annotation, cellular component: endoplasmic reticulum membrane. Gene Ontology annotation, molecular function: stearoyl-CoA 9-desaturase activity; iron ion binding; heme binding. Bases 1 to 1332 code for a protein of 443 amino acids.
AUGCACGAGUCUAACACAAAAGGCACGGUGCAAGGUGAAAUGGUGAACGACGGGACAAAGGACUACCAACCAUUGAGGUCGAGACAGUAUGACCUCAAGAAACCUCAUAUCACAGAGACCCCUAUCACCUGGUCAAAUUGCAUUAUCUACUACUUCAACACCGGGCUGGGUAUCACGGCUGGAUAUCACCGACUCUGGGCCCACACCUCGUACAAGGCCACAUUACCCCUGAAGCUUUACCUGGCUGCAGUCGGCGUCGGAGCAGCUGAAGGCUCGAUCAGGUGGUGGUCCAAGGGCCACCGCGCGCAUCACCGGUAUACAGAUACCGUCAAGGAUCCGUACUCUGUCCGGAAAGGCUUCCUGUACGCGCACAUCGGCUGGAUCGUCAUGAAGCAGAACCCGAAGCGUAUCGGACGCUCGGAUAUCACCGACCUGAACGAGGAUCCCAUUGUUGUUUGGCAGCAUGUCAACUACCUGAAAUGCGUCAUCUUCAUGGCCUUGAUCUUCCCCACUCUUGUCUGCGGCUUCGGUUGGGGCGAUUGGUUCGGCGGUUUCAUCUACGCUGGUGUCCUCCGUGCCACGUUCGUACAACAGGCGACAUUCUGCAUCAACUCCCUCGCCCACUGGCUCGGCGACCAGCCCUUCGACGACCGCAACUCCCCCCGCGACAACUGGAUCACGGCGCUGGUGACGCUGGGCGAGGGCUACCACAACUUCCACCACGAGUUCCCCUCGGACUACAGGAACGCCAUCGAGUGGUACCAGUACGACCCCACAAAGUGGAUGAUCUGGCUGUGGAAGAAGGUCGGCCUGGCCUACGACCUCAAGCAGUUCCGGGCCAACGAGAUCGAGAAGGGGAGGGUCCAGCAGCUGCAGAAGAAGCUCGACCAGAAGCGCGCCAAGCUGGACUGGGGCGUGCCCCUCGACCAGCUGCCCAUAAUCGAGUGGGACGACUUCGUUGCCCAGUCGAAGGGGGAGGGCGGCGCCGAGAAGAGGGCGCUCGUCACGAUCGCCGGCGUGGUCCACGACGUCACCGACUUUGUUCAGGAGCACCCCGGCGGCAAGGCGCUCAUCUCGUCAGCCAUCGGCAAGGACGCCACGGCGAUCUUCAACGGCGGGGUCUACCUCCACUCCAACGCGGCUCACAACCUCCUGAGUACGAUGCGCGUCGGCGUCAUCAGGGGCGGAGGGGAGGUGGAGAUGUGGAAGAGGGUGCAUGCCGAGGACAAGGACAAGCUCAUGGUCCGGGACCUGAAUGGGGAGCAGAUUAUUCGCGCCGGAGAUCAACCGACAAGAAUAGGCACUGGAACGCCUUGUGCUUCUGCUGCGUGA